This is a messenger RNA of Symbiodinium pilosum, 868 nucleotides long. The record is from the annotation of a GenBank genome assembly. Lineage: Eukaryota; Dinophyceae; Suessiales; Symbiodiniaceae.
AUGUUGGGACUGCCUGAACGCUUCGAGAAGGUUGUUGCGUCGGCGCGGAUUGCGCGAAAUCCCGCGCGAUGGCUCAGGUUCCUUCUGCUGCUGGCAGGUGACAUUGAGCGGAACCCAGGCCCUGACCGGGCUCGUCGAGGCGCACUCGACUUGGAAGCAGGCUUCGCUCCCAGCACGUCGCGCAAGAUGCGAAAGAGUUUGCUUGCUUUCCUGGCUUGGCUCCGAGACGAAGCUGAGCUUGACGCUGCGGCUGUGCUGGCAGCCGCUGACACUACUGGGCUUGCUUUGCGUGCUUUUGGCCUGCACUUGUACGAAGCUGGACUGCCUCGCUACAUCUUUGUCUAUGCCAUUACGGCGAUCCAGGACAAGUUUCCGCAGCGCCGGAACUUCUUGACCGCAGCGUGGCAGAUAGAUAAGAAGUGGCAGCGAGCAGAACCGGGCGCAUGUCGAGCUGUGCUGCCCGCCGCGGCUGUCCGCGCCGCCAUCGGUGUUGCCUUGCUCUGGGGGUGGUUUCGUUGGGCAGCGGCCGUGAUAGUUGGCUUCCUGGCGAUGCUCCAUCCAGGAGAGCUUGUAGGGCUCACUCGCAAGGACCUGAUGUUUCCUGCAGACACGUUGGGGCAUACUUCAAGCCUCUUUGUUCACCUCAGGAACCCCAAGACUUCUCGGUUCGCCCGCCGACAACACGGCCGAAUCGACGACUCAGCAGCGAUUGACUUCCUGUUCAGUUUGACGAGAGGAGCUCCUUCUGAUGCCCGCCUGUGCCCGGGUUCUACUCAUUCCUUCCGCAAGCAGUGGAAUGCCAUCCUUGACAGGCUUGGCCUUCCAAGCAAAGCUGCAGAGCAUGGGGCUACGCCAGGCGUGCUGCGAG